Molecule: messenger RNA, 596 nt
Organism: Fonticula alba
Lineage: Eukaryota; Rotosphaerida; Fonticulaceae
Exons: 3
Coding region: 56-547 (163 amino acids)
Source: RefSeq, a predicted model, not a curated record
CCCGCCCGCCCCCGGCUUUCCCUUUCCCCUCCCCCUGCAUUUCGCCACCCGGUCCAUGGAGUUCCUCGGCGAUCGGCACAUGCACCUGGGCGAGGCCCCGGCCUCGGGCAGUGCUCUGUCCGCCGCCGCGGAACCGGGCCCGGUCGCCCCUGCCACCGAGCAAGCCCAAGACCAUCCAUUCGACCAAAUGAGCCCCGCGGAACUGGCCAUCUUGGUUGAGCUUCGCGCCACCAUGCACACCGUCCGGGAACUCAACGCCAAUCUGGACCUUUUGAAAGCCUUGCUAGACGACGGGCUGGCGAGUGACAGCACCUCCGCUGCUGGACAGCAGGUGGACACGUCGCGCGCGCGGCUGGUUCGAUCGCAAUCUACCGCCAUCAAGGCCCUAGAAUUCUCGUGGAUGCGACUCUUCCGCGCCACAGUCAAGCUCUCCUCCCAGGAAGCCCCUCCCGAGUCGAGUGCACCACCACCGCCAGCUGAGUCUCCCGGCGAUGACUCGCCUGUUGAUGCCCCUCCUGCUGCCGGACCACCUACAUCCUUGCCGUAGCUCCCUCUCGGUCGGGGAAAAUAAAAUAAAAAAAGAAGAGAAGACCGCC